Daktulosphaira vitifoliae (grape phylloxera) is the source of this 1547-nucleotide messenger RNA. RefSeq names its product splicing factor 45 (gene Spf45). Bases 257 to 1441 code for a protein of 394 amino acids. The transcript has 8 exons. The record is from RefSeq and is a predicted model, not a curated record. Gene Ontology annotation, biological process: mRNA cis splicing, via spliceosome; alternative mRNA splicing, via spliceosome. Gene Ontology annotation, molecular function: RNA binding. Gene Ontology annotation, cellular component: precatalytic spliceosome. NCBI's taxonomy places the organism in Eukaryota, Metazoa, Arthropoda, Insecta, Hemiptera, Phylloxeridae.
UACAAAAUACAAAAAACUUCACUAAAACAAAAAAACUAAAAAUUUCAAUGCAGUCAUUGUCUUUGUCACUUUCAUUUCUAAUCAAAUUGUAAUCUUAAAAUAUUUGAAAACAUCAAUUUCAAUUGACUAUUACUUAUAAAUUAGAUUAAUCAAUUCUAAUGUAUAAUUUAUUAGCAUUCUACUAUAAAUAAGAAAUUUAAUUUUAAUUAUAAUUAUUAGAAGACUCUAAAAUCAAAUCUAAAAUCAAAUCUAUAAGAUGUCUUUGUAUGAUGAUUUUGAUGCUGUAAAGCAGAAGUCUGAUGGAUGGUCUUCUGGCAUGAAAUUAUUUCAAUCACAAAUGCAAUUGAAGAAAGCUGCCCAGACCCAACCAAGAAGAGAAGCAGCACGCAAAACAACUUCAGUUUUAGCACCUGUUAUUGACUUAAAGAAAAAAGAUGAUGAUGAUCCUAUGUUUGAUCCAGGACUUGGAUUUACAAUUUUCCCACUUGCUAGGGAAGGAAAGAAAGUACAACGUCCUUCAUUUCCUCCUAUGGACUGGCCCUUUGAUGGAAUUGAAUAUGAUCCAAUGAUUCCUAAUGAUUAUGAAAGAGUUGUAAGAGAUUUAAGAGAUAUGCGCGAUAAAGAAAAAGAAAAGGAAGAUGAAGAACGACGUAAAAGAAGAGAAGAGCGUAAUAAAAAUAGAGAUUCAUUUAACAUGAUAGAUUCUGUUAACAUGACUCCUAGUAAUGAUGAACGAAGAAAAACAGGUUUUGCAGGCCGUAAAGAUAGUGAUAGUGAUGAAGAAGAUUCAAAACCUGUGUCGAGAGUUCCUGGUGCUGCUAUUGCACCACCACCAUCAUUACAAGAAUCUAUAAUAUCAUCUCCUGGUCCACAAACUCCUAGCAUUGGUGUAGGUAUGGGAGUUGCUGCAAAAAUUAUGGCUAAAUAUGGUUUCAAGGAAGGCCAAGGUUUAGGUAAAAAAGAGCAAGGUAUAUCGGUUGCCUUGCAAGUAGAGAAAACUAGUAAGAGAGGAGGUCGCAUAAUUCAUGAAAAACCAGGAGGUAAUUUAUCACCUCCUAUGUCUGCAUUAAUUCAAGAUGAUUUUGUCGCUCCAGCACCACCACCUCCAAAACCUUUACAAAGUAUCACAGAAAUAAUGAAAGUACAAUCAAAGGUUGUAUUAUUGCGAAAUAUGGUGGGGCCUGGAGAAGUUGACCAAGAUCUUGAACCUGAAGUGAAAGAUGAAUGUAAUACAAAGUAUGGCGAUGUUAAUAAAGUCCUUAUCUACGAAUUACCUGAUGUCGAUCCUGAAGAAGCUGUCCGUAUAUUUGUAGAAUUUAAACGUAUUGAAUCAGCAAUCAAAGCUGUAGUAGAUUUGAAUGGAAGAUUUUUUGGUGGCAGACAAGUAAAAGCUGGAUUUUAUGAUGUUGAAAAAUUCAAUAGUUAUCAGUUAUUAGAUUAGAUUCAAAAGAAUAAAGUUUAAUUGAGACUUUUUAUUUUUACUUAUUAUGACUAUGUAAUAAUUAAUACUAAUUGUAAUAUACAAAAUAUAUUUUUUUUAAUUUUAA